Molecule: messenger RNA, 2048 nt
Organism: Odocoileus virginianus texanus
Lineage: Eukaryota; Metazoa; Chordata; Mammalia; Artiodactyla; Cervidae
Gene: BABAM2
Product: BRISC and BRCA1 A complex member 2
Biological process (GO): double-strand break repair
Cellular component (GO): BRISC complex; BRCA1-A complex
Source: RefSeq, a predicted model, not a curated record
UUCAGGCACUCGGGGGACGCCCUUCCGAGAGCCCGGCCUGGCGCGGCCGGGGACGCGCACGCCGCCCGGCUCCAGGGCCGCCGAGGGGGCGGGGCGGGGCGGGACGUCCGGGGACGCGCACGCAUCCGGCCCGCGGUGCGCGCGCAGGUUGGUGCGUCGGUCGGGGGCGCGCUCGGGUAACCUGUACCCCACGUAGUCGCCGGUUACCGAUCCGACUUAAGUUCCAGGGGCAAUUUGCAAGGCAGGUUAAAAUGUCUCCAGAAGUGGCCUUGAACCGAAUUUCUCCAAUGCUCUCCCCGUUCAUAUCUAGCGUGGUCCGUAAUGGGAAAGUGGGACUGGAUGCUACAAACUGUUUGAGGAUAACUGACUUGAAAUCGGGCUGCACGUCAUUGACUCCUGGACCCAACUGUGACCGAUUUAAGUUGCAUAUACCAUAUGCUGGAGAGACAUUAAAAUGGGAUAUAAUUUUCAAUGCCCAGUACCCAGAGCUGCCUCCCGAUUUUAUCUUUGGAGAAGAUGCUGAGUUCCUGCCAGACCCCUCGGCUCUGCAUAACCUUGCCUCCUGGAAUCCGUCAAACCCUGAAUGUCUCUUACUGGUGGUGAAGGAACUUGUGCAACAGUAUCACCAGUUUCAGUGCAGCCGCCUCCGUGAGAGCUCCCGCCUCAUGUUCGAAUACCAGACGUUACUGGAAGAGCCACAGUAUGGAGGGAACAUGGAGAUUUAUGCCGGGAAAAAGAACAACUGGACUGGUGAAUUUUCAGCUCGUUUCCUUUUGAAGUUGCCAGUGGAUUUCAGCAAUAUUCCCACGUACCUGCUCAAGGAUGUGAAUGAAGACCCAGGAGAAGAUGUGGCCCUCCUUUCUGUCAGUUUUGAGGACACUGAAGCCACUCAGGUAUACCCUAAGCUGUACUUGUCACCCCGAAUUGAACAUGCUCUUGGCGGCUCCUCGGCUCUUCACAUCCCAGCUUUUCCAGGAGGAGGCUGUCUCAUUGAUUAUGUUCCCCAAGUGUGCCACCUGCUCACCAACAAGGUGCAGUAUGUGAUUCAAGGCUAUCACAAAAGAAGAGAGUAUAUUGCUGCCUUCCUCAGCCACUUUGGCACGGGUGUCGUGGAAUAUGAUGCAGAAGGCUUUACAAAACUCACUCUGUUGCUGAUGUGGAAAGAUUUUUGUUUCCUUGUACACAUUGACCUGCCCCUGUUUUUUCCUCGAGAUCAGCCAACUCUCACAUUCCAAUCUGUCUAUCACUUUACGAACAGUGGACAGCUUUAUUCCCAGGCCCAGAAGAACUACCCAUACAGCCCCCGAUGGGAUGGAAAUGAAAUGGCCAAAAGAGCAAAGGCUUAUUUCAAAACCUUUGUCCCUCAGUUCCAGGAGGCAGCGUUUGCCAAUGGAAAGCUCUAGGAAACACCAGUCUUGAGAGGUAGCCAGCCAGACUUCUCUGUCCACAUGCGUGUCAGCACAUAUGACUGCUUCCUGGAAGCCAUUGGAAUGUCUUCAUGGCAGCGUUUCGCUCACACAGCAGCUUUGCUCCCCGACUGGAACCCAGACUUGAGCUGGCUGGAGGGAACCUGGAUCCCAGAGCCCGCCCCCCCGCUCCGUCCCCCGCCUCUGGUGGCUCCCUCUUUGUUUCCUGCAGUAUAUUUCUUAGUUGAAAGAAAUAAAGUCACAAAUCAUGAUGCCGUAUUUUUCCAGGGAAAGUAAGACAUCCUAAAUGCACACACCCUGAUUCCAAAGCCUUUGUCUCUGAGACCUCUUUUUAAGUUUUCAGAUUAAACACACCUUUGCUUUUCUCUUUUCCCCGAAACUAGUGCCUGUGUGUUUCACACCCCAGUGUUUCCCAUUUUGGACAGUCCUCCACUUGUAAAGGUGCUGCCUGAAUGAGUCUGACCAGCUGGCAGGGUUUCAGCCACUUCCCAGCUGGGCCCAAGACCGGUGCUCAGGAACAACUAGGUUCCAGCACCAGCCUCGCUUCCAGGCCCUUGUGUGUACUCCAGGUACAAAGCCCAUCCUGACCCAGAAGGCAGUCAUUAAAGUCAUUAAAGUUUA